This is a messenger RNA of Mollisia scopiformis, 1035 nucleotides long. RefSeq lists its product as uncharacterized. The record is from RefSeq and is a predicted model, not a curated record. The transcript has a single exon. NCBI's taxonomy places the organism in Eukaryota, Fungi, Ascomycota, Leotiomycetes, Helotiales, Mollisiaceae. The coding region runs from base 1 to 1035 and encodes 344 amino acids.
AUGGGCGAAACAAAAUCCCCGUCGGCGUUCGUCUAUCCUGGAAGCAGUCUUUGGAAUGUUAGUGGGCUUCAUAAUAGUUUAACACAAAGUCAAGCACCAACAGCUGAGGGGCUCUCUCGGAGCAGAUAUGAAGAUGCCUCGACUGCCUUUCACUACUACAGCAAUACUGUCGAGCGAUAUACUAUGAGGGUUAUGUCGAAUCAGGGUGACGCAUUAAAUGCGUUGGAAGGAGUGUUAUCAGUCCUCAGAACAACCAUGAAUACGGAGUUUAUUCACGGGCUUCCUGAAAUGUUCCUAGACGAGGCUCUUCUCUGGGUGCUACGGGAGCCACAUCACCGGCGGACUGCACUCUCAAAUACAAAGUCCGGUAUUGGUUUCCCAUCAUGGUCAUGGGUUGGAUGGAAUACUCGGUCAAACUACGGAGCCCAAUUCUCAGGAUACAUCCGACGAGAAGUUGAAUGGUACCUCGUCAAUAAGGACAGUAUGGGAUUCAAAUUAUUACCACGGGAUGACUGGGAUCCCACUGAGCCCUUUGACCCAUCGGAUCACCAGAAUAUUCACCCUAGGGGCAGUCCACCAGAAGCCUUCCUGAAAAACUUGCAAAAUCGAAAACAUUUGACAACGCAAGAUUUGAGUUCCUGUUCCCUAGUCUGCUGGACCAGCAUUACUACAUUUCAGCUCUUAGGCGACUUGCUAGACCUGGGAGAAGACGCUAUAGAUUGGAAGAAUCACGACGCCUUCAUCAUAUCCGACUUAAGGUCCCAGCCCGUGGGUACGAUCUUCCUGGAGAAGACUUGGAGCGACGUGAUCAAGAAGCAGAAGGAAUUCGAGUUUAUGCUAUUAUCCCGGUCAAACACGGUUGAGAACAUGGUUGCUGUGGAUGAGACUAUCUUCCCUACCGGCGAAUGGUGUUUUAUCAAUGUUAUGCUCAUCCAGCGAAAUGCGGACACCGCUCAGAGGCUUGGAGUGGGAGUUGUGCAUGAAAUUUCUUGGGUUUCUGUGGCCCCUAAGCCAAUGCUGAUACGUUUGGAGUAG